Messenger RNA from Acanthoscelides obtectus, 1218 nucleotides. The record is from the annotation of a GenBank genome assembly. NCBI's taxonomy places the organism in Eukaryota, Metazoa, Arthropoda, Insecta, Coleoptera, Chrysomelidae.
AUGGACGUGAAAAACGCAAAAAGCGGAAAGAGAAAGGAAAGUGGAGCUGAUGGUCGGAAAAGACGUAAAGUAGAGAAACAUGAAUCGGAAAAAUCAAGCAAGUUCCUCAAGGCCUUUUUGAAGAAGUCAAAUGAGAAUAAAUCAUCCUGUUUCGAGAAAUCACCAUCACCUGAUGCAGUUUUUUCAAAAUCAAGGAAUAGCUCUAGCGAAUCAGAAAAGGAGGAAAUGGACUUAUCGCCAAAAAAAUGCAAUUCGCCAGAAGAAGAAAAAUUACCAGAAAAUAACAUUUUACAUACAAAUGAUUUCGAAAAACUUCCUAGUGAAAUAGAAAACCUGAUACAAUACCAUGACAUCGGGCAUCUGAAAUUUGAUGAAAAUUCUGGGAGAGCAAUUGUAACCAACACAACGAGACUAGAAAUAAUUAAGCUCGGUUGGAAAUAUUUUCAAAAUUCGGACGGGCCAUUUCUACCAACAAACAAUCGUUCGAUGACUCAAAAUUGGUUCAAGAAAAAGUUAGGAGAUGGACGUGGUGAAGAAGUUACUCGAUCUUGGCUGGUGUACUCCCCGUUCAAGAAAUCAGCAUUUUGUCUUUGCUGCAUUCUGUUUUCAAAUUCUGAACAUCAGUCGUCGUUGGAGAAAGAAGGUGGAUUCACCCAGUGGAAGGCACGCGAGAGGAUCAUCAUUCAUGAAAACUCCAAGAAACAUCGAGAAAAUUUUGCACGGUGGAAAGAAAUGGAGCUCAAUUUUACUCGAAGUGAAGGUUUUGUUGAUGCAAGGAUAUUGUCACAGUUCGAGGCAGAAAAACUUAAAUGGCGUGAAGUUUUGACAAGAAUUCUCCAUUGUAUCAAGUUUCUAGCUACGCAAAAUUUGGCUCUGCGAGGACACAGAGAGCCACAUCAUAUGCUUGACAACUCUAAUGUCGGAAAUUUUCUUGGUUUGCUGAAACUAGUAUCUAUAUUCGAUGAAGUUAUGAAAGAACACCUGAGAAACGCUGAAAGUCAUCCUGGGUCCACUUCGUAUCUUAGCCCAUGCAUUCAGAAUGAAUUUCUUCACCUUAUGGCAUCUGCUGUUCGCUGGCGUUUACUUAAAAGUAUUCAUGUGGCCAAGUAUUAUGGUCUCAUGUUCGACUCAACUCCCGAUAUUGCCCAUCGCGAUCAAAUGUCAGAAGUCGUGAGGUUCGUGGACAUUGAUUUUGAAAAAAAAAAACAGUACAGGUGA